AUGGAGAAGGUCCACGAGCUGCCGUCUGAGACGACGCAGAUCUCCGACCUCAAAGACAUGGCCGCCAGCGAGAUGGCCACCGACGGCAAGGACAUUGACUUGGGCCAGAUCCUACAGGUUGAGACCUCGCCGGAAUUGGAACGAAGGGUUCUCAUGAAGAUCGACUAUAUUAUGAUCCCCCUCAUGGGCGUUUGUUAUAUGCUGCAAUUUAUGGACAAGCUCGCUUUGAGCCAGGCCACUCUAUUCGGCAUCCGUCAAGACUUGCACCUCCAUGGCACGCAAUAUGCGUGGGCAUCCGCUGUAUUCUACUUUGGUUACUUGCUCUGGAGUUGGCCAACCACAUACCUGAUCGUCCGAUUGCCCUUGGGAAAAUAUUUGUCUGCCUCGGUCUUUAUCUGGGGAGGUGUUCUCAUGUGCCAUGCGGCAUGCAAGAACUUUGGUGGCUUGAUGGCUGCCCGAUUCUUCCUCGGAGUGGGUGAAGCUGCCAUUGCUCCAGGUUUUGCCUUGCUCAUCGGCAUGUUUUAUAAGAGAGAGGAGCAGCCAAUGAGACAAGCAGCCUGGUGGGUCGGAAACUGUGUCGCCAACGCAAUCGGCGGUUUCACCGGUUACGGCAUUGGUCACAUCCACACGUCCAAUAUUGUCCCCUGGCAAUACAUCUUUUUGAUUCUCGGAGCCGUGACUUCAGCCUACGCAUUCGUUCUUGUUCUCUUCCUCCCAGAUUCCCCGUCCAACGCCAAGUUUUUGACUGCCCAAGAACGAAAGAUCGCCAUUCACCGCACAUUGGAAAACAAGACCGGUAUUUUGGAUGCUGGAAAGUUUCAUGGCAAGCAAGUUUUGCUUGCAUUGAAGGAUCCCCAGGCAUGGCUCCUGGUUUCUUAUACCUUCUGCGUAAACUUGUGUAAUGGAGGUAUCACCACUUUCUCCGCCAUCAUCGCCACAGGUUUCGGCUACCCCGCAUUCAAGAUCCUCCUCAUCUCCAUGCCUUCCGGUGUCGCCCAGCUCAUCUUCCUUUUCUUAACGUCUGGCUUCGCCACCUACGUGAAAUCCACACGUAUCAUCAUGAUGAUUGUCAACUGCCUCGUCUCCAUGGUUGGAUACCUUCUCGUUUACCGCCUUAGCAACGACGCUCGAGUCGCCAAGAUGACUGGUCUCUGUCUCGGUGCAGUCUUUGCUGCCAACAUUCCCCUGUCGCUGAGUUUGAUUACUUCGAAUGUGGGCGGUAUGACCAAGAAGAGUACCGUUAGCGCCAUGCUGUUCAUUGCUUACUGUCUUGGUAACAUCGUCGGACCUCAAUUCUACUUGGCGUCUGAGGAGCCUACUUAUGAUACUGGUAUGCGAUCUGCUAUUGUUGGCCUGUGUCUAGGUAUUGGCUCUCUUAUGGGUCUGUACGUUUACUAUUCUUGGGAGAACAAACGACGAGACCGACUAUAUGGAUCUCCUGAUACAUUGACCGCUGAUCAGGAGUUGCAGUUGGAGCUCCUCAACGUGACUGACCAGGAGAACAAGUCUUUCCGCUACGUUCUGUAA
Messenger RNA from Talaromyces marneffei, 1527 nucleotides. RefSeq lists its product as uncharacterized. Lineage: Eukaryota; Fungi; Ascomycota; Eurotiomycetes; Eurotiales; Trichocomaceae. Gene Ontology annotation, cellular component: plasma membrane. Bases 1 to 1527 code for a protein of 508 amino acids. The record is from RefSeq and is a predicted model, not a curated record. The transcript has 7 exons. Gene Ontology annotation, biological process: tripeptide transport; allantoate transport; dipeptide transport. Gene Ontology annotation, molecular function: dipeptide transmembrane transporter activity; allantoate transmembrane transporter activity.